This is a messenger RNA of Cercospora beticola, 1126 nucleotides long. RefSeq names its product cupin domain-containing protein. The record is from RefSeq and is a predicted model, not a curated record. Lineage: Eukaryota; Fungi; Ascomycota; Dothideomycetes; Mycosphaerellales; Mycosphaerellaceae.
AUUCCAUCGCAAUCUUCAAAACAUAUACCGAUGUCGAUCAGAGAGUAGUUUCCGUAUCUCUAUACCAAAGAUGACGUGCAGGAGACCGAGUGACAACGGAGCCACGACCGCAAACAACCCCGCCUUUCCAGUCCAAAGAGGCAAGACGAUCCGCUACAUGCCACUUCUCGCACACCAAGUCCGACGACAGUAGUAGAUAUAUCAUAAGCUGCGUUCGCAAAAUGUAGGUCUAAUUCAUCAUUCAAUAACCACACUAUCACAUAGACACAGUUCUUGAUCAAAUCUCCAUAAUGAUGCAAGUCAAAACCUACCACCUCCCACCUACACCUCUCAUCCCCAACAACCCCUACCCACUCCUCCACUACCCAGGCCUCCUCACCCAAAAACACCCUCAAAACUCCUCCACCUACGACCCCAGCACAGUCUACCAACUCUUCCACUCCAACAACUGGCUCGUACAAUGGAUCUUCCGCUACGGCCCCACGCAACAAUCCCACUACCAUUCCGCCGCCCACGAAUGCAUGGCCGUCCUCUCCGGAACAGCCACAAUUCGUUUCGGCGUAGCCGACACUUCCUCUGACCUUGAAGCCAACACUCACGGUGAAGCCUGGGAGUUAGGCGGAAUCGAAAUCCAAGCUAAAGCUGGAGAUGUUUUUGUUUUACCAGCGGGGUUGGCGCAUAAGACGUAUGAUACGAAGCCAGAGGCGGAAUUUGAUUUGUUGACGCCGGGGAGGGAUGAGAAUUGGAUUGGGAAGGUGGAUGAUCCGAGUGAGGUGUUGAAGGGGAUUAAGUUGGAGGGGUUCACGAUGUUGGGGGCGUAUCCGGUUGGGAGUGCUUGGGAUUUUGCGGUGGGGCAGGAGGAUGAUGGGAAGCAUUUUAGGGAUGUGUGGAAAGUGCCUAAGCCGGAGAGGGAUCCAGUGUUGGGAACGAGUGGAGAGGGGUUGGUUGGGUUGUGGAAAGAGGAGAGGAAGGCUGCGAAGUUGUGAUCGAAGAUCGAAAUCGUUUUGAGCAAUGCCAUGAUGGGAAGACGCAACGAGAUCCACGAAGUAAAUGAUGUGAAGAGGACUGGAACUUAGUGCUUCAAACAACCACCCAUUUGUACAGUAUUAUUUGUUGUAUGCACACA